This is a messenger RNA of Impatiens glandulifera, 599 nucleotides long. RefSeq names its product 60S ribosomal protein L22-3. The coding region runs from base 77 to 460 and encodes 127 amino acids. The record is from RefSeq and is a predicted model, not a curated record. Lineage: Eukaryota; Viridiplantae; Streptophyta; Magnoliopsida; Ericales; Balsaminaceae. Gene Ontology annotation, molecular function: RNA binding; structural constituent of ribosome. Gene Ontology annotation, biological process: cytoplasmic translation. Gene Ontology annotation, cellular component: ribosome. The transcript is spliced from 2 exons.
AUUUCCAACGCCCAUCUUCAUAUCCAUCCAUCCAUCCAUCCAUCCAUCCUUGUUUGACUGAUUGCAAAGAGCGAAGAUGAGCCGAGGAAAUGCAGCCGCCGGCGGUGGACCAAAGGGGAAGAAGAAAGGUGUAACCUUCACCAUUGACUGUUCUAAGCCGGUGGAGGAUAAGAUUAUGGAGAUUGCUUCUCUCGAGAAGUUUCUCCAAGAACGCAUCAAGGUCGGUGGUAAGGCCGGUGCUCUCGGCGACACUGUUUCGAUCUCUCGUGAGAAAAACAAGAUCACUGUCACCUCAGAUGCUAACUUCUCCAAGAGGUACUUGAAGUACUUGACAAAGAAAUAUUUGAAGAAGAACAAUGUUCGGGAUUGGCUUCGUGUCAUUGCAUCCAACAAAGACCGCAAUGUGUACGAGCUUCGCUACUUCAACAUUGCUGAAAACGAGGGUGAAGAGGAAGAGUAGAAUGAAUAGUUCUUCAUUUUGCGGGAAAGAACCCAUAUUCCAUUUCUUUAAUUUAUUGCUUUUGCAAUUUCAAAGACUUAGAUUUUUGUUAUGGUUGUCUUCAUUUCUCAUAAUUUUUAUUGCAAUAAUUAAUCUCUCU